CCGUAGAUUAGUGUGUCGCUCCAAAAAAAAUUACCAUCGCACUUGAAUGGAGUACAAAGCGUGAAGAACGUGAAGAAGACGGAGUGGUGAAGUUUUAAGUGUGCCUGAUGCUGAGCGCGUCCAACCUUAAAAAUCUUCAUGUGUGAAUAACUUUUGUCAAAUUUCUACACGUCAGCACUACGAUUAUGGAGUUACCUGAGUCCGGGGAAUGCAUCGUUCUCAACACCAUAUCACCUCUCAGGGUGGUGUCCGUUGAGGCAGUGGGCUCCGUCUUUCUUUACUUGGCGUCGCACACUAAGUUGGAUCUUCCAUUUAAACGAAACAACUUAUUGUCAGCCCAGGAUUCGGAGUCAUUCGAUGAAGAAGACUCAACAGAGCACAAGUUUGACGAUGAUUUGGAAUACCUUCGGUCACUGGAUCCAAAGGAAUGGAAGGAUCAGGACCAUUACGCCGUCCUUGGGAUGUCGGAACUCAGGCACCGAGCUACUGAGGAUGACAUCAAGCGAGCCUACAAACAGAAGAUUUUGAAACAUCAUCCGGACAAGCGCAAGGCCCUUGGCGAGGAAGUACGACGGGAUGACGACUAUUUCACUUGCAUAACCCGUGCGUGGGAAACCCUGGGAAAUCCUGUCAAGAGACGAAGCUACGACAGCGUCGAUCCAAGGUUCAACGAUGAUAUUCCCGACGAAAAAGAGGCCAUGACCGAUUUUUACAAGAUCAUGGGCAAAGCUUUCGAAGAGAACUCUCGAUGGUCGGAAAAGAAACCUGUGCCAUUGCUCGGUGGUCCGGAUACCCCUAGAGAAAAAGUCGAACGGUUCUACUCGUUUUGGUACGAUUUCGAGUCAUGGCGGGAAUAUUCCUAUCUCGACGAGGAGGACAAGGAUAGCGCUCAAGACCGGGACAUGCGAAAGUGGAUCGAGAAACAGAACAAGGCAACGAGGGCGAAGCGCAAGAAGGAAGAAAUGGGUCGAAUUCGUUUGCUGACAGACAUCGCCUGGACGUUGGACCCCCGUAUAAAAAAGUUUCAACAAGAUGACAAGGAGAGAAAAACGGCCGCGAAACGAGCGAAACAGGAAGCGGCCAGAGCGAGGCAGCUCGAGGAGAAGCGACUUCUCAUGGAGGAGGAAGAACGCGCGCGCGUCGAGUGCGAGCGAAAACAAUCGGAAGAGAAGGCUCGAAAUGACGCCCUCAAACAGGAACGCGAGGCGCAGAAGAAGGCCCUACGCCGUGAGCGUAAAGCGAUACGGGAUAUCUGCAAAGCGAACAAUUACUACGCCGAAGAUCCCAGCGAAAAUUUGAAGCACAUGGAAAGCGUCGAGAAAAUCUGCGAGCUCUUCAAGUUGGCCAGGCUCGAAGAGGUUUCGAAAAGGUUGCAGGACGAGGGGCGGAAGGCGUUUCUCGAGGUCGUUGGUGAGGCGGAACGUAAAAUCGAGGAGGAACGUCGCGCCGGAGUCGUCGAAAAGGAAGAGAGGAAUACCCCCGACAAACAAGUGAGAUCGUCAACCACCUCCUGGAGCGAAAAUGACCUUCAAUUGUUGAUAAAAGCCGUGAAUCUGUUCCCCGCCGGAACCAGUCAACGGUGGGACGUCGUCGCGACUUUCAUAAAUCAACACAGCAACGUUUCCUCGAACGUUACCCGUACCGCGAAAGAGGUCCUCGCCAAAGCCAAGGAUCUGCAGUCCACGGACUUCAGCAAAUCCACUAUGAAGGAUCGCGCCAACAAAAAGGCCUUCGACAACUUCAUCGCCGAGAAAAAAGGCAAAGAAGAUAUAGACGAGAGGAUGCCGCCGGUUACGGAAAGGCUGGAUCCGUUAACUAACGGGAAACCGAACGCCAAAACACGCGAACAAAAUAACACCGUGCUCAAUCAAAACGGUCACGGUGACCACGAAGCGGAGAAUGAAAAUGGCGACACCUCAGCCCCAGCUGCGACCCCGAAGGAAGCCGUCAAGAAAGAUACCGCCCAACCUUGGACCCCAGCGGAACAAAAAUUAUUGGAACAGGCGCUGAAAACGUAUCCAACCACCGUACAGGACAGGUGGGAUCAGAUCGCUGCCUGCAUACCAACCAGAACGAAGAAAGAAUGUAUGAGAAGAUACAAGGAACUGGUUGAGCUAGUAAAAGCCAAAAAAGCGGCACAGCAAGGUAAGUAGGUGGCAAAAAUGGUCAGCGAAGAUGCUUCGAUAAGAAGAAUAAACAAAAUAAAAAAACAAAUCGACGAAGAUCGUCUACGCGAGGAUGGCCGGCGGUAAAGUAUUAUACUUUCGAAGUGUGGUGUAAAAUCUCGAGGAUCUUCUUGUUGCGGGAACGAUUUUGGUGUUGAGAUACAAAAAAAGUAAAAUAAAAAUCAUCUACGUCAUUCUUAAAAGUUUAAUUUGACACAUCAUCUCUUACAACACCAUAAUCAGAAACAAAAAAUUUCACCCCAUUGUUGUUUUUUUGUUUUUUUUGUUUGUUUGUUUGUUUCAUCAUUCACCGGGAUGUAUAAUAUGUUUUCAUAAGGUUUCGUACAUUCAUUAAUCGUGUAUAGGUACCUUAAAUAUUGCCUGAACAUUUGUGGUUAGCGUAAUAGCGAAAUAAAUGAAAUUAAGACAAAAAAGGAAACAAAAUAACUAAAGAAUAUUAAACGAAUAGAAUAAACUUCUGAGCAAUUAUCUACUA
This is a messenger RNA of Athalia rosae (coleseed sawfly), 2661 nucleotides long. Its product is annotated as dnaJ homolog subfamily C member 2. NCBI's taxonomy places the organism in Eukaryota, Metazoa, Arthropoda, Insecta, Hymenoptera, Athaliidae. Gene Ontology annotation, molecular function: ribosome binding; Hsp70 protein binding. Bases 186 to 2153 code for a protein of 655 amino acids. Gene Ontology annotation, cellular component: cytosol. The transcript is spliced from 6 exons. The record is from RefSeq and is a predicted model, not a curated record. Gene Ontology annotation, biological process: regulation of translational fidelity; 'de novo' cotranslational protein folding.